AUGUCUCUUGCAUACAAGGGCUUCAGAGCAACAGCAUUCCUCCACUCCCCCGUGGCUAGGCAACCAGCUAUGGGUUUUAGCAGCUAUACCCAGAGCUACCCAACCCGGCCUCCUGCUUGCUUUCGGAGGCGUAAGCCGGCCAUGGUGCCAGAUACAAUCGGCCCUUUGGUGGGCGGCCCGAUCGUGGGUUACGUCUUGGCUAAUCAGGGAGUCGCACCGUUUGCUGGAGGAAACUAUCCUGUUUUUCGCAAUGUCAAAGACUAUGGUGCAAGAGGUGAUGGUGUCACGGACGACACGGCGGCUAUCAAUGCUGCCAUCAAUGCCGGAAACCCUUGCAACAAGGGCUGCGUUUCGACAACCACAACCCCAGCAUUGGUUUACUUCCCUGCUGGCACCUACCUGAUCUCGUCCUCUAUCUUCCCGGCCUACUUCACUCAACUCAUCGGCGACGCCGCAUCUCCGCCUACGCUCAAGGCGACCUCGAACUUUGCUGGCUUCGGUCUCAUCGACGGCAACCCCUACUAUACCCCCGUACUGAACUGGAAGUCCCAGAAUGUCUUCUUCCGGCAAGUGCGCAACUUUGUCAUCGACACGACUGCCAUCCCGCCCGGGACAGCUGCCACUGGAAUGCACUGGCCGACGUCUCAGGCAACCAGUCUCCAGAAUAUUGUGUUCAACAUGCCCGCCACUGGUGACGUGGUCCACGUCGGUCUGUUCAUCGAAGAGGGUAGUGGAGGUUUCAUGACGGACCUCACCUUCAACGGCGGCGCGACUGGUGCCAGCAUGGGCAACCAGCAGUACACCAUGCGGAACCUUAAGUUCAACAACUGCAAGACGGCCAUCAUCCAAAUCUGGGACUGGGGCUGGACGUAUGCUGGUCUGUCCAUCAACAACUGUCAGGUUGGUAUUGACAUGUCAGCCGGCGGCGCGGCCAACAAGUUGGAUGUGGGCUCGGUUACUCUGCUUGACAGCAGCUUCACCAACGUUCCCGUUGCUAUCCUCACGGCCUGGAGCACGAGCUCCAACCCUGCCACCGCCGGCAGCCUGGUGAUGGAGAACAUCGCGCUGAACAACGUCCCCGUUGCUGUCAAAGGCCCCAGCGGCACCAUGCUUGCCGGCGGAUCGCUCACAAUCGACGCCUGGGCCAACGGUCACAGCUACGGCACCUCUGGCCCGAACAAGUUCGCCGGUCCGAUUUCCCCCAACCCGCGGCCCGGAUCCCUCGUCUCCAACGGACGGUACUAUACCCGCUCGAAGCCGCAGUACGAGAACACCCCGGCCUCGUCCUUUAUCUCCGUCCGGUCGGAAGGUGCCAGGGGUGACGCCUCGGCGGACGACACGACGGCGCUCCAGAACGCCAUCAACAAGGCGGUCGCACAGAACAAGAUCCUCUUCCUCGACUACGGCCUGUACCGCGUCACCAACACGAUCCGCAUCCCGCCCGGGGCCAAGAUCGUGGGCGAGUCGUUCCCCGUCAUCCUCUCGUCGGGGGGCUUCUUCAACGACAUCAACAACCCCAAGCCGGUGCUGCAGGUGGGCGAGACGUCGGGCCAGCAGGGGCAGGUCGAGCUGAGCGACUUCAUCGUGUCGACGCAGGGCGUGCAGGCCGGCGCGACGUGCAUCGAGUGGAACCUCGCCAGCGGCGGCACCCCGAGCGGCAUGUGGGACGUCCACGUCCGCAUCGGCGGCUUCACCGGCACGCAGCAGCAGGUCGCCCAGUGCCUCAAGACGCCGGGCAACGCGGCUGUCAACCCGAACUGCAUGGUUGCGUUUAUGGGCAUGCAUGUUACCAAGGCGGCGAGCGGGCUAUACAUGGAGAACGUGUGGAUCUGGACUGCCGACCACGACAUCGACGAAGCGCAGAACACGCAGAUCACCAUCUACGCCGGCCGCGGCCUCUACAUCGAAUCCGAGAACGGCCCCUUCUGGCUCUGGGGCACCGGCUCGGAGCACUUCGUGCUGUACCAAUACCAGUUCGCCAACACGCGCAACAUCUUCAUGGGCCAGAUCCAGACGGAGACGCCUUAUUUCCAGCCGACGCCCAACGCGCUCGUGCCCUUCCCGCCCGUGUCGGCGCUGCGCGACCCGGACUUCAACGCGCAGUGCGCCGGCGUCGAGGGCAACUGCGCGGCGGCGUGGGGCCUGCGCGUCAUCGACUCGCGCGACGUCUUCCUGUACGGCGGCGGCCUCUACUCCUUCUUCGACAACUACAGCACCGCCUGCUCGACCUUCGAGGCCGGCCAGACCUGCCAGCAGCGGAUUGUUUCAAUUGAGGGGUCGGCGACGAAUGUGAAUCUGUAUAAUGUCAACACCAUUGGCACGCGGGAGAUGAUUACGCGCAAUGGUGGGCGGGUGGCGUGGUUCGCGGAUAACGUGAAUACGUUCGCGUCGAACGUUGCGGUGUAUAAGACCAACUAA
Chaetomium globosum CBS 148.51 is the source of this 2418-nucleotide messenger RNA. RefSeq lists its product as uncharacterized. Gene Ontology annotation, molecular function: polygalacturonase activity. The record is from RefSeq and is a predicted model, not a curated record. The transcript is spliced from 6 exons. Lineage: Eukaryota; Fungi; Ascomycota; Sordariomycetes; Sordariales; Chaetomiaceae. The coding region runs from base 1 to 2418 and encodes 805 amino acids.